Messenger RNA from Amborella trichopoda, 783 nucleotides. The record is from RefSeq and is a predicted model, not a curated record. Lineage: Eukaryota; Viridiplantae; Streptophyta; Magnoliopsida; Amborellales; Amborellaceae.
CUAUGAUAAAAAGCAUGCAUUGUUUUAUGGCACAUUUUUCCUUUUAAUUCCAGUGACUUGUGCUUCAUAGGAAGCACUUGUUUCAAAUUUUGAUGUGAGCAUAAUGGCUACGGCAGUGCCCCUUGAUCAACAGCAACCAGGGGCUAUGUACCCUGAGGCUGUUUCUAACGGGCCUUCUCAUGGUGGGUCAGUCGGCCCUUUCUUUGCUGUUAUCUCUGUGAUAGCAAUUUUCUGUGCUUUAGCUUGCCUUCUGGGUCGCAUUUGUGGAGGCCGGCUUGUGGGUCUAGAGAGCACGUAUGACUGUGUUGGAUGGAUGGAGAUGAGAUGUAGCUCAUGCAUAGAUGGCGAUAUAGAGCAUGGUGCCAUCAUCAACCAUGAUGUUCCCAUAGCUAAGGUGGUUGCUAAUAAGGAUGGAGGUAAGGAUUCCGAAGCUAAGCCCGAUGAGAGUCAGCCCACUCCACUGUCGGCCGCGACAUAAAAGGCCUUGUGUUUGAUGGGUGUUGAGAGUUUGGGGUUCUUGUUAUGACAUGUAACGGGGUGUUGUAUAUGGUGUACAUGCAUGGUUUAUGGAUGGGGCUUUGGUCGAUGUGCAUGGAUGUGUGGGGCUUGAGGUCUUGCCUGUGAAUAAUGAGUGGUCUGGAUUGGCGCUUGUAUAAGAACGGUGGUCCACCUAAAUGUGGGUGGAGAAUCUCGACCCUCCGAUUAGAUGUCCUAGGGGUUUGUGAAUCAGGUUGCCUGCCGUGUAGGAUUGGUGACAUUGGCCGUCAUGCUCAUUGUUAAUUU